ACGGAACUACAAAAGCCGGCAAGCAUUGAGUAAUUUCAUGAAAGAAGAAGGGUAAUUGUGUCAAGAUAAGCGUCAAACUGUCGGCAGGCAGGCAGUUUCCCCAUCUCCCGCCUGCCUCUCAGCUUUCCAAGUCCCCGUGAAGUUGAAGACAGUAAAAACAUCUUCAACCUCACGCGGCCUUCGUUUUUCCAUAAAUAUGGACAACGGAAAUUCCCAUCCUGCCCCUGGGCCCUGCGCCGACGACCGCAUCAAGCUCAACGUCGGCGGCAAGUUCUUCGAAACCACCUUGUCAACGAUCCAGGCCGGCGGACCCGACUCUCUCUUAGCCGCCCUAUCGAACCGCUCCACCGACGACCCGAACCCGGUUUUCAUAGACCGGGACCCGGAGAUCUUCUCCGUCAUCCUGUCUCUUCUCCGAUCGAACGGUCUGCCUUCAACGGCUCGCCGAUUCUCUAAGCAAGAGCUUGCCGAUGAAGCCCUCUACUACGGCAUCGAUUCGCAGCUCAAGUCGGCUAUGUCGCCGCCUCCUUUCUCCGGUAUCGACGCCUCCAUCGUCACCACCGUCCAACCAGCCUCCGAUGGCUGCCCCUCAGCGAUCGCCACCGGCGACGAUGGCUCCGUCUGGAUUGCCCACGGCGGCCAGCUGUCGAGCUACGAUUGGAAUCUGAGCCAUUCUGGAACGAUUCGAACGCAUUUGGAGGACAUAACCUCGAUUUGUCGAGUGUAUCCUGACAUCGCCGCCGUAGGAUCCGAAUCAUCCGCGGGGCUUUACUUCUACGACUUCUCCGGCGUGCGAAACCUCGGGUCGAUCCACUGGACCGACCCGAACGAUCCGAGAAUCUUCAAGGCCCGAGUCACCGCCAUUGCCGACUCGCCGGGCUCGGUCUUCGCGUCGUUCGAUUGCCCGCACCGAGAGAAUUGCAUACUCUUGAUCGACAAAUCCACGCUGAAGAUUGUGUCGGAGCUAAGCCGGCAGCCGGGGAGCUCGGCGAAGAACCUAGCCGUUGGAAAGCUGAGGUGGGUUCCAGAGACGAGCAUGGUCGUGGGGAGCUCGGUCACGUGCGGCGCGUUUGGGUACUCGGGGUAUAUCCGAAUUUGGGACCCGAGGGCGAAUGAGAUGGUUUGGGAAGCGAUCGAGCCGGGUUCGGGCCGGAGCAGUAGGUUCGGGGACUCAUUCGCUGACGUGGAUGCCGACGUCGAAGAGUCGACCCUGUUCAAGGUGUGUUCAAAGUCUGGGGAUUUGGCAGUGGCAGACUUGCGUAAAUUAGGUGAUGAUCCGUGGAUUUAUUUACAAGACAAGAACCCGAGAAUGAGGAACACAAGCGGCGAUCGGCCGGUUGGCCAUAGCAGUAGUGUAAUUCGCUGUUACAGAAAUCAAGUGUUUGUGGGGAGGGAAGGUGGGUUGGAGGUUUGGUCGAGAGUGGCAAAAGAAGAAAACAGGGUGGCAUUAGAAAAUGGGGUUUGUGAGGGGUGGUAUAGGAGGAAUUUUGUGGAUAAAGUUGAGGAUUCUGAGAGAGGGGUUAUACAGAAAAUCGAAGGGGGCGGAGAUAGGCUCUUUGUGAUAAGAGAAGAAGUUGAAGGUGUUGAGGUUUGGGAGAGCUCUUGUUCUUCUGGUGCAGUUUCAGUUUUGUGAUUCAAAAGGAGGCUCUGUAUUAUCAAACACUGUAUUGGUACUAUGUUUUGCGUUUCGGGGCAUAUUGGUAUUGUGGCACAUUGUCUCAGGUUUCGUUUCGUUGCUUCCUUUUAUGGAUGAAUAUUUUGGAUAUAUCUCCUUUACCUGGUAUUUUCUUAUGUAAUUACAUGCUAAGAGAGGAGUUACCUUGAAAGAAAGUUGGUAUGGAGUGGAGGAAUGUCAACAAUGAGAAGUUUGCAUCAUUCGCAUGAUUGGAGGCUUUCAAUUAGCUUAGUCUCAUUUAAGUCAGGGCCAGUGAUUGCAGACAUGUACGUCAACAACCUAUUUGCAAAUUGCUGGGGUUUAGGAUUUUUGUCAAUGUCAAUACCGCCAGUACUUUCUAAAGCUACAGGCACCUGCAGUGUAUAUGAGGCUGAAUGCGCAGAUAAGCUAAUUGCGGAAUUUUUUUGUCUCUUAAGCAUGCAACCAUGUGCACUACAAGGUUGUCCAUCUACUUCCCUCGGCCAGUUGGUCUAUCAGGAGGCAGAAUUAGGGUUUGCCACAUGAUUUUAUCCCCUAAUUUCUCAUUGUUGGUGGCAAAUCAAGAUCAAGAAAGGUAACUCCCCCAGUUGGAACAUCAUUUGUACUUUUAGUAGUAAGUUGUCUUAUUGCUUUACAAGCUGAUACUCGGGAAGCUAGAUAUGGUUAUGAACACGGUAUGAUUGACAAGAUCCAUGAGGCCAUCCGCAUGUGUAUGUUCUGGGUUCUUACACACAUCUUCUCCUUGGCGCCAUAAAUAGAAUUGGUGAUAUGUGCUGUGCUGGUAUUUUCAAGGGUUUAUUAGUGAAGGAGGCGACGAGCAGGUACCUGAUCGAUGUUCACUUGGUGUGCAAGUGGAUCAACGUUCACUUGGUGUGCAUGUGGACUGAUGUUCAGAAGACAAUGAAACACCGGGCCGCUACCAGAGCAUGAGGAAACUAAUGGACUCAUGAGCGAUUUGAUGAUACUGUGCGAUGCUUCUUUGUUGUACAAAUAUGAUUAGACUGAGUCUCAGAAUGAGCAGAUAAAUGGUGUAUGAAGUCAAUUGCAGAAUGGUAUGUGCUGCUGGGUGUCAUUGAUCCGCAGAUAAUGUAUUCGUCAGCAGUGUAUGAAAUCUGUUAUCAGAUAAUGAAAUACCCUCCUUAGGCAAUGCAAGCAAUAUUUUUAAUAAUUUUGACUAUUGUGAGGUUGCUGUUCUUUCUUUCUUCCUCCCCAACUGUUCCUCCUCAGUCCUCCUCACAAAGUGAGAUAUUUGAAAUGUUAACUUUGGUGAAGAUCACUGUGCUGACAUGGGCGGAUGUACUCGCUGUGUACGCAAUGUGGAUGACCAUGGUAUACUUAACGGAGGUAUGGAAGCUCAAUUUCACACAUGCUGCUGCAAUUGUCAAUUUGUACUGGGGCAUUGUAGCCGUACUACCAGUGGGCUUGCAAUUUCUUGUGGAUGCUUUCAUGGGUAACUAUUGGAUGGUCUUGGUCUCCAGUUUUGCCUACAGUGCUGGCUUGGGUUUUUUGUCAAUGUCAACACCACCAGUUCUUGCUGGGGCAACAGGCACUUGCAGCGCAUAUGAGCCGGAGUGCAUAGGCCAAGGACAAAAAAUCCUCUUUUAUACAGCAGUAGCUCUAAUAGCUAUGGGAAUGUCUGGUCAUUUAACCUCAUUAGGGGCAUUCAUUGCUGAGCAGUUUAUGGACUCACAAUCAAACCUUGAAGACAGCAUGCCCUGUCACUUUUUCCUGAGCUUCUUGAUGGUGAUCCUCGUCCCUAUAGCCGGAGUUUUUGCUAUUUAUUAUAUAAAGCCUUGGUCAAUUAGGUAUGGUAUCUCAGCCAUAUGUACCUUGGUAGCAACACUUAUUUUCUUGACUGGUUCGUGUUCAUAUCACACUCAUAGAGCACAAGGCAGCCCUCUCACUACUCUGUUUAGGGUGUUUGCGGCCUCUGCCUCCAAAAUAUUCAGAAGAUGCCCGAGAGAUGCCUCUCAGCUCUAUGAAAAACUUGAUGAUGGUUAUCAGAUAUCUCAUACUCGUCGCCUCAGGUGUCUAGACAAGGCUGCGAUUAUAUUAGCCACCCAACCUCUAGAGCAACAACAAAAUAAUAGGUGGAGGCUUUGCAGAGUCACAGAAGUGGAAGAAACCAAAAGCAUCCUAUGCAUGAUUCCCAUAUGCACAACCUUUAUCCUAAUGGGUGUUGUAUCUUCUAUUGGAAAUACCUACUUCAUCGAGCAAGCAACCCACAUGAAUCGCAAAGUUGGACGCAUAAAGGUUCCUCUUCCAAUCCUUUUAUGGUUCUAUGACCAUGCCAAACAACAAUUUGCCAAAAUCUACUUCCAAAUUGGAGGACUAACAAGGUAUGGCCCCACAAUUGGAAUUGCUGUGUCAAUGAUAUUUGCAAUUCUAUGUUGUAUCACAGCUGCAAAAGUGGAGACAAGAAGGUUAGGCGCGGUUAAGAGACACGGUCUAAUUGACAAGCCUGAGGAAACAAUUCCCAUGAGCAUCUUCUGGUUGCUUCCACAGUUUCUUCUCCUCGGAGGCCUUGAUGGGAUUGCAGACAAUAGCAUUGGUUGGUUCUUCAUUAAUCAGGUCCCUCCAUCCAUGGCUCGGUACAUGGUUCUAUUUGCUAUUGCUCUUUUUGGAGUGGGGAUUGUGGGCAGUGUCUUGUCAGUUUAUCUAGUGGGUGAGAUAAGUGGAAGGGAAGGGAAACCCAGUUGGUUUCAAGAGACUCUAAACAAGAGUCGGUUGGAUCAAUAUUAUUGGACCUUGGCUGCAUUGGCUGCAGCUAAUCUUGUUCUGUAUGUUUUGAUGAGCAUUUGGUAUGCUUAUAAUGAUUCAAGGUCGGAGGACGACGAAGCACCUGAUUAUGGGGAAACUGCUGAGCCAUUUGAUGAUAAUGUGCAAUGCUGCUGCUGUUGUGCAUAGAUUUUCCUACGGAUAUGCAUAAGUGUAGCCAUGUUUCUUCCGUAAAUACAAAUCUUUUCACGUUAAAUCAAGAAAAGAAAGAAAUAAGAUAAUUAUUUUAUCCAAGUCUGCAUGGUUUGUAUAAUGAUGCACUCUACUUGUUGUUGGGGUUGCUAUUGGAUUUGUACCUAUUGCUAAUGAGCCAUUUGGUUCCAAGACACUCUAAACAAGUACAUGUGUUCUUUA
Molecule: messenger RNA, 4786 nt
Organism: Prunus persica (peach)
Lineage: Eukaryota; Viridiplantae; Streptophyta; Magnoliopsida; Rosales; Rosaceae
Product: BTB/POZ domain-containing protein At3g09030
Exons: 8
Coding region: 2801-4561 (586 amino acids)
Biological process (GO): protein homooligomerization; transmembrane transport
Cellular component (GO): membrane
Molecular function (GO): transmembrane transporter activity; protein binding
Source: RefSeq, a predicted model, not a curated record